Vicia villosa (hairy vetch) is the source of this 316-nucleotide messenger RNA. RefSeq names its product prolyl 4-hydroxylase 1-like. The transcript has 3 exons. Gene Ontology annotation, molecular function: procollagen-proline 4-dioxygenase activity. The record is from RefSeq and is a predicted model, not a curated record. Gene Ontology annotation, biological process: peptidyl-proline hydroxylation to 4-hydroxy-L-proline. Lineage: Eukaryota; Viridiplantae; Streptophyta; Magnoliopsida; Fabales; Fabaceae. Gene Ontology annotation, cellular component: endoplasmic reticulum. Bases 37 to 285 code for a protein of 82 amino acids.
UUGAAGCUUGGUGGGCAGCGAAUAGCUACAUUGCUUAUGUAUUUAGGUGACAAUGUUGAGGGAGGAGAAACACAUUUCCCAAUGGCUGGUUCUGACGAAUGUAGCUGUGGUGGAAAAUUGUCGAAAGGGAUAUGUGUGAAACCAAUUAAAGGAAACGCUGUGCUUUUCUGGAGUAUGGGACUGGAUGGAAAGUCAGAUCCGGAAAGUGUUCAUGGAGGAUGUCCGGUACUCUCUGGAGAGAAGUGGUCAUCUAUAAAGUGGAUGAGGCAAUCAGUUCACUAUUGAAUUAGCUACCUUAUUACCAAGGGAUUUCCCC